Molecule: messenger RNA, 1161 nt
Organism: Phyllotreta striolata
Lineage: Eukaryota; Metazoa; Arthropoda; Insecta; Coleoptera; Chrysomelidae
Source: the annotation of a GenBank genome assembly
AUGAUUAGUUUACUAUAUAAGUCGAGUUACGUUUUCGUACUGUUUUAUUAUGCAGUCAUUCCGUUGGGUUAUUUAACGAAGUGGUGGGUCACUGUUGAAAAAAUGAAGGGUAACAGCACAAUUUUGGUGACAGGGGGUUCAGGCUACGUAGGUUCUCAUACAAUAGUCGAACUACUAAAAAAUAACUACACAGUGAUAGUGUUAGAUAAUUUAGUUAACAGCUACUCAGACGGAGGUUGCAAGCCGGAAGCUUUGAAAAGGGUGGAAGAAAUAACGGGGGAAACUGUUACGUUUUAUGAUGUAGAUAUCACUGACAGAGCUGCUUUGGAUAAGGUUUUCAAAAAUCACAAAAUUGAUGCUGUUAUGCAUUUCGCUGCCCUUAAGGCUGUCGGAGAGUCGGUUAGAAUCCCCCUAAAAUACUAUCAGAAUAACGUAGGAGGCUCUGCUAUUCUCCUCGAAGUAAUGGCUUGUAAUGGAGUAAAGAACAUGGUAUUUUCCUCAUCCGCUACUGUGUACGGUGACCCACAAUUCUUACCUAUAACCGAAAGCCAUCCCACAGGACAAGGUUGUACUAACCCCUACGGAAAAUCUAAAUAUUUUGUGGAAGAAAUCAUGAAAGACGUGUGUACCGCUGAUCCUGAUUGGAAAGUAAUUUUAUUGAGAUAUUUUAAUCCAGUUGGUGCUCACGAAUCCGGCCUUAUCGGAGAGGAUCCUUCAGGAAUACCCAACAAUUUGAUGCCAUAUAUCGCUCAGGUAGCCGUAGGUCGACGCGACAAACUGCAAGUUUUCGGCUCCGAUUACCCUACUCCUGAUGGCACGGGCGUCAGAGACUAUAUUCACAUCACCGACCUCGCCAUAGGCCAUCUCAAAGCGUUAGAACGCAUGUUCUCGCCGAAUUUCAAGUCUUGGAAAGCCUACAAUCUCGGCACCGGUCACGGUUACUCCGUUUUGGAUAUGGUAAAGGCUUUCUCGGAGGUGGCCGAUAGACCUAUCAAUUACGAAAUGGUAGGUAGGAGAGAGGGUGAUAUAGCUUCUUGCUAUGCCGAUGCCUCUUUAGCCAAGCAAGAGUUGAAUUGGGUGGCCACUAGAGAUAUCAAAGAUAUGUGUAGGGACACUUGGAAUUGGCAAAAGAAGAACCCCAAAGGUUUCAAGAGUUCUUGA